This is a messenger RNA of Rotaria sp. Silwood1, 1227 nucleotides long. The record is from the annotation of a GenBank genome assembly. Lineage: Eukaryota; Metazoa; Rotifera; Eurotatoria; Philodinida; Philodinidae.
AUGAUAUCAUUUCGAACAUUUCUUUUAAUUAUUACUGUAAUUUUGGCUAUGAUCAUUGCUCGUUAUUUUGUUCCUGUUCAUGUACCUGGUCCAAUGGUACAUCCAUUGAAAUAUAGACUUAUUUGUGGUUGUUUUGCACUCGUACUUGAUGUUAGUCGUUUUCUUGAAUCUAUCACUGGUAUUCCUUAUUAUACAAUACUUAAUACAAUUGUUGAUUCUUUUGAUCCUAUUAAAAUACGCCCAUUCGAUCAUGGUGAAGUAUCGUUUCAUGAUCAAUUUAUUGAAAAUGUUCUUGUUCGAAUAUAUACACCAAAAGAUGUAUCUAGUACAUCAUUAUUACCUGUUAUUAUGUUUUUUCAUGGUGGUGGAUUCUUUUUUGGAAGUAUUUAUUCACAUGAUACUAUGAAUUAUCAUAUGUCGAUGUAUACAGGUGCAAAAGUUAUAGCUGUAAAUUAUCGAUUAACACCAAAAGUUCAUUAUCCAACACCAGUUGAUGAUGGUGUUAAAGUAGCACGAUAUGUAAUUGAUAAUUAUCAAGAAUUUGAUAUUGAUCCUACACAAGUUUUUCUAUGUGGUGAUUCAGCUGGUGGUGGUAUGGCUGUAGUUGUCGAAAGACAUUUACGUCGUGAAAAAAAAUCAAUAAUUCGUGGUGUUCUUCUUCUUUAUCCAUUACUUCAACUUGUUAAUUUUCGUUUAUCAUCAUAUCGUACUUAUUUACCAUAUCGUUUAUUAUCAUUACUUCGUGAAGAUAUUCUUGUACAAGUUGCAAAUUUUUAUAUAAAUACAACAUUUUCUCAUGAUGAACUUUUUAAUAAUCGACAUUUAUCAUUAGAUGAUUAUAAAAAUUUUUAUUCGAAAAUUAAUUUAAAAAAUUUAAAUAAAGAUGAUGAUAUGAAUACAUAUGAUUUAUUAUCUAAAUCAUCUCAUCCUGAUACUUGGAAAUUAUUUAAUGAGAAUGUUUCACCAUUAUUAGCUGAUGAUGAAAUUUUUCAUAAUAGUCCAGCAACAUUUAUUGUUGCUUGUACAUAUGAUAUACUUUUAUCUGAUGCUCAAUUAUAUUUUAAACGUUUACAACAAUUGAAUGUUACAAAUAUUAUUUAUAGAGAAUAUCCGAUAUUUCAUGGUGUUAUGACAUUUGUUGAUUUUCCGGUUGCUUUCAAGGAAGCUUUUGAUAUUAUUAAUGACAGUGCUCAAUUUGUAGUUAAUAGAACUACUUUAGUAACGUAA